AUGGAUACCGCUAUUCCUGAUGAUUCUUCUCUUGUCUCUGAUGGUGCUAUCCCUUUUCUCCGCAAUCUGCAACAAGCCUGCAUUAAUGCUGAUGCUCGAGUAGCCACCAAUAGCCAACAAGACAAGGAACGAUGGGAUUUUAUUAUGAAAUCGCACCAAUUUGUAAUCGGUGAACAUUUAUUGCUCCGACAUGAAAACAAAUUUGGCUUAGAAUAUAACUGGAUGGGACCAUACAUAGUUAUAGACAAGAAUGCAGAUAAAAAUAUAUACAAGCUCACAACUAUGGAAGGUGUCCCUUAUACUUCCUGGGUUCACGCUGAUCGUUUAAAAAUUGCAAAAUCCGAUGAUUUUGACUGUACCUGGUAUCACCCAACCCCUGCCCGUGCCCAAAUGCACUGCGAUUUAGCCUUGGACUCUUCUUCUGCCCUACCGUUUUCCCUUGUGGAUUCUUCUGGGGUUGAUCGAGGACUAUCAACAGUUUCGGGAGGGGGUGAUGUCAGACAUUAUUUUGAUGAAUCCGUAAAAUCUGAAGAUAGUUAA
This is a messenger RNA of Phycomyces blakesleeanus NRRL 1555(-), 540 nucleotides long. RefSeq lists its product as hypothetical. NCBI's taxonomy places the organism in Eukaryota, Fungi, Mucoromycota, Mucoromycetes, Mucorales, Phycomycetaceae. The record is from RefSeq and is a predicted model, not a curated record. The transcript has a single exon. Bases 1 to 540 code for a protein of 179 amino acids.